This is a messenger RNA of Cyanidioschyzon merolae strain 10D, 1602 nucleotides long. Its product is annotated as similar to WD-repeat protein aladin. Bases 1 to 1602 code for a protein of 533 amino acids. The transcript has a single exon. The record is from RefSeq and is a predicted model, not a curated record. Gene Ontology annotation, molecular function: protein binding. NCBI's taxonomy places the organism in Eukaryota, Rhodophyta, Bangiophyceae, Cyanidiales, Cyanidiaceae. Gene Ontology annotation, biological process: nucleocytoplasmic transport. Gene Ontology annotation, cellular component: nuclear pore.
AUGGAGCUUGCCGUUUCCAGUGUGCAUGGCACAGGGGAAGUCGGCCGGCAGCCGACUCCCUGGCGGGCACCUCGUACACACGCCAGCGCUUCGGGACGAUCGGCACCAGACGCUGAGCCGCUGCCGCCUCUGGAACGGAUCACCGAAAGAGAUGCUCCCGCCACUGGACCAGGUCGAGAGCUCGGGACGAGUUGUUGGAGCGAACCUGGCUAUGAUGCUGUCUCUCCGCAACGCCUGGGCCUACCUCGACUGCCACCGCUCAAGGUCGCCUCGGCUUCGCAGUCGACUGUUGAGCAGUCUAGCCAUACGCUAGUUGCUGCUUCCUCUAGGUCAACCCUGGCAUAUGGUAACGUGUUCCGCCAAUCUGUGCACCCAGAGAGGACGUCAACCUGGAGUCGCACGCUUUCCAACGCUCUUGAGAAGCUGCUCGUUCCGCGGCAGCUGCAGAAGCAGCAGACUAGGACAACUGCACUGGCCGGCUCACUUGUGGGUAUGCGUGGCACGCAGCCGGGCAAGAUAGCACUUGCUGAUGACUGGGUGCUCUUGGCGAUCAUCACUGGCGACGAUGCGGUCUACUGUUAUCGAAUCGACCGGGAGCACGAUACCUGGACGUGUACCGCAGUGCUGCGUACGCGCCUCGUGCGCUCCGUCACUUGUCUAGCGUUUCGCCCUUGCAUGACACAGAGCUGGAUGCUUGCUGCUGGUUGUGAACGUGGUGUAGCUCUGUGGACUGCUGAUGCGCAGUCGGCCGGGGCUGCUGGUCCAGCACCACGCUCGGCAGAGACGGCACCGGCGUCUGUGGCACACGCACCGUUGUACGUUUGCUUUCAGUUGUUGGAGACAUGGGGGCAUCAUCAUGUUUCCAGUGUCGCUUGGAGUGCAGACGGCCACAUGCUCGCUUCGAGUACCUGCUCCGAUAGUGCCGUCCUCGUGUGGCAAGUCGGAGCCGGCUCCUACCAAGCUCUCUAUCGUAUCCGGGGCGGCGUCGAGCAUCUCUGUUGGAGUCCAUCACUGGAAGAUGCCGGUGUCCUUUUGAGUAUUGCUCAUAGAGGAAGCGUGGUACGGAUCUGGAGCACGAACCCGGAUGGUGAAUGGGUCAGUACCGCGUGGGAUCGACCGCGCCUUGAUCCAGAUCUUCUGGCAUGGCAUGUGAAAGUGCAAGUCGGAAGAGACAGCCACAGACGACACUAUCUCAUCGGUGCGGAUUUUACCAAGUCGCUGCUUUGGUGCUGGACGCUCGAGUUCCAGACGCAUGCUUCGCUUCGACCACUUGCUACGUUCAGGAUGCCGGGAGAACCACAAAAGCUGGCCUGGGAUCCCACUGGUCAACGGCUUGCAAUUAGUUUCAAGGAGCCGCUGCGUUUUCCGGUGCAGUCCAAAACGGGCGACCCUGAUGCUGCGGACAGAGCACCUGUUGCGCUGUACGUCACCGAGAUGGAGCCGACGGUACAGGUCAGCCUUACGGGUUUUGUUCGCGCACCUGAGUCGAAUGCUCAAGUGAUCGAUUUGCGAUGGCAUCCGCAGGGCCCAAGGCGUGCGCUCGCGCUCCUCGUCAUUAGCUGGAGCAAUCAGCAGGUCACCUUCUAUCCCUAUGUUUUAUAA